AUGACGUCAUGUGGUCAUGUGAUAAAUACGACGUUCAGAAAUGGUUUCUGUUCAGAAGUUUUAACAUCGGUCGAUAUUCAAGAAAUAGUUAAAGCCGGUGGACGAAUUAUUAGAAUAUUAGAUAGUAUAGUAUACGAAGAAAAUUUUAAAACUCCACCAUAUGGAGAUUAUAUUUUAAUUUUGAGAGAUCUAAGAAAUAAAUAUAUACGAGAAGCGGCGGGUGCAGCAACUGGUAGAAUAUCUGCCGCAGUCAAAGCUGCCGACGUAAAGAAAGCAGCUGAUGCUAAAGCCGCUGAAGAACGCAGACAUAAUUUAAUAAUGGAAAAGGAAGCCAAAGGUUCAGGAGUGGGAGAUAUGAUAGGCACAAUAAAAGAAUUUGGAAAAAGAUUUGGGGAAGAAACCAAGAAAACUGUUAAACUAGUAGAUAGUAUUGACACAGGAGAAGUCAAAGUCAAACAUAAGGGUAAUGGAAUAUUUUUAAAAAAUAUACACACUGGAGAAGGAUUAUUUCUUUCAAAGUAUAAAGGAGAAGGAGUGAUUUUUGGAAUAAAAUAA
This is a messenger RNA of Lottia gigantea (owl limpet), 555 nucleotides long. RefSeq lists its product as hypothetical. Lineage: Eukaryota; Metazoa; Mollusca; Gastropoda; Lottiidae. The transcript is spliced from 3 exons. The record is from RefSeq and is a predicted model, not a curated record. The coding region runs from base 1 to 555 and encodes 184 amino acids.